Molecule: messenger RNA, 1301 nt
Organism: Solea solea (common sole)
Lineage: Eukaryota; Metazoa; Chordata; Actinopteri; Pleuronectiformes; Soleidae
Exons: 5
Coding region: 423-1301 (292 amino acids)
Source: RefSeq, a predicted model, not a curated record
UUAGACUUCAGUACAGAGACACUGAAUUUGACAAUGAGUUUGUGAACUUGUCAUGUACUUCAGACAUCAAAGACAAGAGCACAGUGAAGAUAAUUUACUUAACAAAUGAUACAAAUGCGUCUCUACCUCACCAUGAGCCCACUGCUUCACCUCAAGGAGUUGAUAAUACGUCUUUAUCAUCUUUUUCAUCAACAUCAGACACUGACAUACUAUCCUCCCCUGGAUCUGCAUCUUCAGGGUCCUCCCUCAGAUCACAGCCAUGGCCUCAUACCUUCCCACUACCUCAGUUCAAUUAUGAGGUCGACGUUCAGCUGGAGAAGGCCAACCUGGCCUUUCACAGCAGUGGAACACUGCUGUGUCCAAGUACCAAACUUAAGUCUGCUAUCCUUGAAAGUUUGGCAUCAGAAAUUAUCAAAUACAAAAUGUAUCCUUCAAGUGCAGACCUUGAUGAUGUGAGUCAAGCUUUGAUAACAAAACAUCCUUGUUUAAAGGAGCAAGGAUCCGUUUCUGGGUACUAUGGUUGGAAAAUCAGUUUAAAAUACAAAAUGGCCAACUACCGCACCAGACUGAGGGGCAUUGGCUGCCCGGAGUUGAGCAUAAAUGCUAUGAAAGAAAAGGAUGGUUCCCUGAACCACAGCCCAAACCAGGUGAAAAAGCCUCGGAAAGCCGAAGUCAACUACUGUCCUGGUUAUCCUGCAGGCGAAUCUAAAGAGAGUCUUGAGGCUGAAAGACAAGCACUUCUAGUGGAGGUGAAAAAGAAGAACCAAGAGCAGAUUAAAAACAAAAUGGAAAGAACAUUUGCCUAUAGAAGGCAGGAAAUUAUCCAGGAUAUGCCCUUCAUCACAGAGUUACGGAGCAGAUGGCCUGCUCUGUUUUCAGAAAGAGAGGUUGAUGCAGAAUUUGCCAGAAUCACCACUGUCCCACUACGGUCUACUUUCAUGUUUCAACUUGAUCGGCAUACUGACAACUUACUGAAGGUCUUCCGUAAGAAGGGAGGGGCAGCAGGACAGAAAAUUAAGGUCAUUUUGGCAGCAAUGGACAAGGAUCCAAGUAUUGAAAAAUGGAGAGAUUGUGUGCUCAAAGCAGUGUCUGUGUACCUAAAUGAAGAUCCACAACAUCUCAUUAAGGAAUACAUGGAUAUUGAUCCUGGUGCAAAGAAAGAUAUGGAGGAAACAAUGAUGGGAGUCUACGUCAUUUGGCAUGAGGGAGCAGCGGACACUGAUGAAGCUGAGGAUGUCGGUAUCAUUAUAGAGGGAGUUGAAGUGCUUCAGGGUCUCAGCCUAAUUGAGCCAAAGGCAUAG